This is a messenger RNA of Solanum tuberosum (potato), 4502 nucleotides long. Its product is annotated as heparan-alpha-glucosaminide N-acetyltransferase-like. The record is from RefSeq and is a predicted model, not a curated record. The transcript is spliced from 18 exons. Bases 2693 to 3967 code for a protein of 424 amino acids. Lineage: Eukaryota; Viridiplantae; Streptophyta; Magnoliopsida; Solanales; Solanaceae.
UCCUAUUUAGCUAUUUUUGUGAUAGAUGUUGAUUCUUCAAGAGUAGCAUCUUAAUCUGGUUUCCUGAUUAUUAUAAGAAGUUUUCAUUUUCUUGUUAGAAGGAUUACUAGUCAUUAGGUCAAAAGAUAGGUGCAGAUGAAGAACUUAUACAUGUAACCUAUUCAUUUCUAUUACUUGUUCAGAAGAGUAUACAUUUCUUUUCAUUUGUGCAGAGAAUGGUUGUUGGAUAUAUUGUAGCACCUUUGUGCGAGAUAUGGCUUCCAUGUCAAGUGCCAUUCUUAUGGCAAAUGAGUGUGUUGAUGCUAGAACUAGAAGCAGUGCCCCAGGCAUCCUAUGUAAGUGGACAUUCAAAAAGCUUAUGACCACCUCAAUUGGAAGUUCCUGUUGGAGACUCUUUGUAAAAGGGGUUUUGGAGGUAGAUGGUUAAGAUGGAUGAAGUUUUGCAUCAGCACUGUGAAAUUCUCAGUUCUAAUAAAUGGCUCUCCUACAGGUUUUUACUCUUCACAAAGAGGUUUAUGACAAGGAGAUCCAUUAACUCCCUUUCUUUUUAUUAUCGCUAUGGAGGGGUUAAAUGAUAUGUUGAAAAUAGCUCAAGAAGAGUUGUGGCUGGGAGGUUUUAGGGUAUCCAGUAGAGUGGGGGAUGAUCUGGAGAUUACUCACUUACAAUAUGCAGAUGACACUUGUCUUCUGUGAUGCUAACAAGAACCAACUCAAGAUUUUAAUAGGGUAAUCUUUGUUCUUUUUGAAGCUAUCUCGGGGCUUCGCAUCAAUUGGAACAAGAGUUUCUUGUAUCCCUAGGAUUUUGGGCGGAAGAACAGGGACCUACCAACUACAUACUUAAGGAUGCCCUUGGGAGCCAAAAGCAAAUCUAUAGGCAUUUGGAAUAGGGUGAUUGAAAAAUGUGAAAAAAGGUUGGCGAAUUGGAAGAGUCAGUACCUUUCUUUAGGAGGAAAGAUUAACACUCAUCAAAAGUGUUUUGGACUCUAUGCCUAUCUAUAUGAUGUCACUUUUCCUUAUUCCUGAUGGUGUUAUUGACAGACUUGAUGCUUUGAGGAGGAACUUCCUGUGGGAAGGAAAUAGUGAAACCAAGAAAUUACACUUGGUAAAGUGGGAUACUCUGAUUGAGAGUAAACAGGCAGGGAGGAUGGGGAUAAGGAAUUUAAAAAUUCAAAACCAAUGACUUAUGAUGAAGUGGCUAUGGAGAUUUGCUUCCAGUGAGCAAGCUCUGUAGAAAGAUGUAAUAUAGGCCAAAUAUGAAAUGGAGGAUCUCUGGAUAACAAAAAUGGUCACUAGCACUUACGGAUCAAGCCAUUGGAGAGCCAUCAAAAACCAUUGGCCAAAGCUCAGAGGAAACUGCAGUAUCAAAUUGGGUAACGGUAGGAAAACCUCUUUUUGGGAAGAUAGAUGGCUAGAACAAGGAUCUUUAAAAACCUUGUUCUCGGAUAUUUUCACCCUAAACCAAGAGCAAAGGUCCACUGUAGCGGAGAGGUGGUCAAACCUAGGGUGGAAUCUGAGUUUUAGAAGACCUCUAAAUGAUUGGGAGAUCCAAAGGUUGGUGGAGUUUUACAAGGUCUUGGGGAAGUUCAAAGGAACUAUUGAUGCACAAGAUAGUUUGGGAUGGCAGGAUCACAAUCGGGACAAUUUCAGUGUUAGAAGAGCGUACAAAAAAUUUAAUCCUUGUAACAGUCAGAGGAAUGGGUGGCCAAGAAAGUUGAUAUGGAAAACUAAAAUCCUCUGACUGUUACUAAAAUUCCCUACAAAGUGUCUUGUUUUACUUGGCUCCUUGCUAAGCAGGCAGUUUUGACCCGGGAAAAUCUUAUGAAAAGAAAUAUUCAACGGAGUCCUAGGUGCCUUCUAUGUGGUGAAGAAGAAGUAGAGACUGUCAACCAUCUCUUCCUUCACUAUAGAAUAACCAACAUUUUGUGGAAUGUUUUUAUCAAUUAGAAGGGCAUGAAAUGGGUUAUGCGUAGGAAAGUUACGCAGACUCUGAAGUUAUGGAGCAGUUAUGCAAGCAUUACCGGGCAUAAAGAAAGAUGGAAAAUCAUUUCGGCUUGCAUCUGGUGGUCUGUGCGGAAAGAAAGAAAUCUCAGAUGCUUUCAAAACAAGAGUAAUUCCAUCCAGAAGAUUAAAAUGAACUGCUUGGUUUUGUUUCUUUUUUGGUGUAAACAGGAGUACAUGGUAGAUCUAGAAUCAGUUUUAGGUUCCUUAUAAAUUUUGCUAUAGGAUUAAAGAUCUUCCUGCUACUCUCCACAAUUGUAAUUAGGAACCUGUAAUUUGUUGUAGCAGGUUCUAGUUUUUGUUUUGGAAUAGAAUACAAGUUGUUAGCUUCUCAAAAAAAAAGAAAUUAUAUUUGCCAAUGGUGUAUCAUGUUCCUAUUGUCUGCUACACAUUGUGGGUUGUUAUAUGGCCUGUAUGUCCCUGACUGGCAAUUCAGUGUGUUGCAGUCAACUGGAAGCACCAUUUAUGUGGUAAAAUUUCUGUUAGAGGAGAUCUUAGACCUGCAUGUAUUUCUGCUGGAAUGAUUGAUCGCUAUAUUCUUGGAAUAGAUCACUCUAUGCAAAACCUGUAUAUAGAAAUAUGAAGGAAUGCAAUGGAUCCAACAGUGACACAGUUUCUGAGAGUAUGCCCUCUUGGUGUCAUGCUGCUUUUGAUCCUGAAGGCAUUGUAAGAGAGUUGAGUUGGGAGCUCAGAAAUGGCAGAAAAUGAGCCGUUAUUAGGGAGCAACAACGGCGAGGAAGUGGUGCUUGCUGAGCGUGAAAGUGAAGCAACUCAAAGGAAAACUGCUACACCUUCUUCUCGUGUUAUAUCUCUCGAUGUGUUUCGAGGCCUCUGCGUUUUUCUUAUGCUGCUUGUGGAUUACGCUGGUUCUGUUUUUCCCAGCAUUGCUCACUCCCCGUGGAAUGGUGUCCGCUUGGCAGACUUUGUAAUGCCUUUCUUCCUCUUUGUUGUUGGAGUUUCCCUGGCAAUUGUAAAUAAGAUAGUUUUAGACAGAACUGGGGCAACCUUGAAAUUUGUGAUUAGGACCUUGAAACUUUUUAUCCUUGGCAUUUUCCUUCAAGGGGGUUACUUGCAUGGAAUAACUGGUUUAACCUAUGGUGUAGAUAUUGAAAGAAUACGAUGGAUGGGAAUUUUGCAGAGAAUAGCUGUUGGAUAUAUUGUAGCAGCUUUGUGUGAGAUAUGGCUUCCAACUCAAGAGAUGAAAAGAGUUACCCUUUUCAGAAAUUAUAUUUGCCAAUGGUGUAUCAUGUUCCUAUUGUCUGCUAUACAUUGUGGGUUGUUAUAUGGCCUGUAUGUCCCUGACUGGCAAUUCAGUGUGUCGCAGUCAACUGGAAGCACCAUUUAUGAGGUAAAAUGUUCUGUUAGAGGAGACCUUGGACCUGCAUGUAAUUCUGCUGCUAUGGUUGAUCGCUAUAUUCUUGGAAUAGAUCACCUCUACACAAAACCUGUAUAUAGAAAUAUGAAGGAAUGCAAUGGAUCCAACAGAGAGACAGUUUCUGAGAGUAUGCCUUCUUGGUGUCAUGCCGCUUUUGAUCCUGAAGGCAUUGUAAGCUCACUAACAGCUGCUGCUACAUCCAUCAUUGGCCUCCAGUAUGGUCACAUACUUGUCCAAUUUCAGGAUCAUAAAGGACGGCUAUACAAUUGGUCAAUCCUCUCGCUUUCACUUCUUGCAGUUGGUUUAUUCCUUGAUUUCGUAGGCAUGCCAUUAAACAAAUCAUUGUACACGAUAAGUUAUAUGCUGGUAACCUCAGGUGCUGCUGGAAUCACAUUCUGUUUGUUAUAUCUAUUGGUGGAUAUUUAUGGUUGGAGGCGCUUGAUGUUCGUUUUAGAGUGGAUUGGAAAGCAUUCUCUUAGUAUCUUUAUUCUCAUAACAUCAAAUAUAGCUGUGAUUUUUAUUCAAGGAUUUUAUUGGAGAGAUCCUCAAAAUAACAUUGUCCGUUGGAUUGUGACACGAUUCGUACAGAAAUGAUAUCCCAGGUCCAUUAGCUCCUCACGGCUCACACAAUGCAAGAUGCAGAACUUGUCUCAGUAGAAAAAAAUGCAGUAUCUCAUCUACUUGUACUAGUGAGCCAUUUAUGAAUGCUAACAGUCAUGGUUGUUGAGGUGGUUCAACUUGUGCAUAAAAAGGAUGAUGAAUGAAAAUAACCUAUCAUACUCUGCUGCUCUGUAGAGAUGAAGCAGUACCACAGCAAGGAGUCUAUAAAUGUACACAGUGACAGAUAGUUUCUUAUGUAAGUAUCUAUGAUGAUCAGUACCUCAAAUGUUUAAAUCUAUAAGUGAUUCUUAAAUAGCAUCUGCUUUUAGGUGCUAUUGUUUUGUAGUAAUUUGUAGUCUUCAUUCUACUUUCAGUUUUAAGUUCUCAAAAAAAAAAAAAAAAAAAAAAAGAUUUUGGGGUCAUAGGCGAAGAUUGUCCCAGAAGUCCAAAACUAAAUAUGUAGACAAACUCUUUACAUUUAUGAUGUGUACAAUGCGAUUAGAAUUAUUGAAACUUUUAUCUUGUGUUA